GACCUGCCAGAGAAGAGAGACAGAAGGCCUUAAAGCUUAUAAAUAAAUAGACGAUGAAAGUAGAGUCGUCAAAACGGACUUUCUUUUUAUAGACAGUGUUGUAGUCUUUCCCACGAUGAUUAUAGAAAAUGUGGAAGCUUUGAAGUCAUGGCUGGCAAAACUCCUGGAGCCGAUAUGUGAUGCCGACCCCUCUGCACUGGCCAAUUAUGUUGUGGCUCUCGUCAAAAAGGACAAACCAGAGAAGGAGCUGAGAGCACUGUGUGCUGACCAGCUUGAUGUCUUCCUGCAAAAGGAGACGGUAGGAUUUGUCGAUAAACUCUUUGAAUGUCUGACGACCAAGAACUACCUGGGAAAUCCAGCAGCCAAAGAGGCUCCAAAGGAGGAGGUUAAACCGCCCGCAGUCAAAGCUGAUGUUGUUGAGGCUGAAACACCAGAGGAGGAGAGAGAAAACAGACGCAGGAGAAGUCCCCUGAGAAGUCGCUCUGAAUUCAACGAAUCCAGUCCAGUAAGAUCGUUGAAGAAUAUCAACACAGAGAUGCGUCGGCUGCUGUCCUGCUCCAAACCUGUUCAGGGUGACGGCAAUUCCGGUGCCCUCCCUCUCACGCGUCUCCCUCACAGGAGCCGCGACGACCGGAGGCGCGAGGAGCGCAAGCGCCGGGAGUUCGAGCGGCACGGGAAAAGCGCCAGCGACUCCCACCGCGAGCGGGAGCGCCACGAGCGCCGGCGGGGGCGGAGCCACAGCCGGAGCCGGAGCCGGAGCGGCAGCCCGGGAAAGAGCAGGGACAGGGAGCACAGAGGAGGCAGAGAGUUCAAGUCUAAGUUCGAAGCGGAGCGAAAGGAUACCGACAGCUACAGCUCCUCUCCGCAUCCCUUUCCCCCCUCGUCCUCGGCAGGAGUCCCGGGAAGCGGAGCCGCCCCCACCGCCACGCCGGCCCACCUGCCCGACAGCACCACAGACAGCUGGUCCGGCUACUACAGCGCCCAGAGGCAAGAGGGCGCCAGCAAGCCGUUCGGCAGCAAGAGCGCGUCCCUCAAACAGCGAUGCAGAGACUACGACGAAAAAGGAUUUUGCGUCCGCGGGGACCUCUGUCCGUUUGACCACGGGAGUGACCCGCUCAUCGUUGAUGAUGUCAGUCUACCCAACAUGAUUCCCUUCCCACCUCCACCGGUCAUGCCUCCCGCUGGUCUGCCGAUGCCUCCCAUCACCGAGCCACCUCCUCCCCUCAGGAUGCCAUCCAUGCCCCCUUAUGGCCAGCCGCCGCCCCCAGGCGUGUUCCCCAUGACUAGACCCCCACUAAUAGCAACCAGUGGGAUCGAUCCCCCCAACCACCAGCCUCCAAUCACUUCUGCUCCUUCUGUGGGACCGGCCGGCGUUGGGAUGCCGCCCACUCUUCCUCCUCCUCCUCAGCCUCCUCCCUCAUGCUCAUCUGUGUCUCUUCGCCCCCAAUAUGCCCAGCCUGAAUACAACUAUGACCCAGAAGGCUACAACCCAGAAUCUCCUGGCCUGACGACUGCAGGUCAUAAUCCAUAUCGUCAGUUCAUCCCCCGGGUUCAGAGCCAACGCUCCAACCUCAUCGGCCUCACAUCCAGCGAAGGACAAGGCUCCAGAGCGGCCAACAUCGUGAUCCAGACGGAGCCCGCCUCUGCAAGCAGCGCUCCAGGAAGCAACGUCUCCCGUUUCAACACGGAGCACGACAGCAGGAAGAGAGCCAUGGGGCCCAGUCCGGCCGAUGGACCUGGGGCCAAAAAGCCCUGGAUGGAGAAGCCAGGUUUCAACAACCAACAUAAGAGCAUGUUUCCCAAGAGGAAUCACUACGUGAACACGAAGCUGGAGGUGCGCAAGAUCCCGCGCGACCUCAACAACAUCACCAAGCUCAACGAGCACUUCAGCAAGUUCGGCACCAUCGUCAACAUACAGGUCGUGUUUGGCGGGGACCCGGAGGCGGCUUUGAUCCAGUACACAAAGAACGAAGAGGCCCGGCGGGCCAUAUCCAGCACAGAGGCCGUCCUCAACAACCGCUUCAUCCGCGUCUACUGGCACCGCGAGACCGGCGCCAACUCCGCCGGCCCUCAGGAGCAGAGCUCAGGGAGCCAGGGGGGGGUGUCGGCACCCAGCCAGGGCCCGCAUCACAGCAACAUGCAUAAGGGGAUAAAGCAGCACAAUCCGGCUGCCUACGUGUUGAACAACACUCUACCCAAGCAUCACCUGAACGCAGCAGCCGGGACCACCAACACAACAAAGACAGAGGGCCUGAACCCAAACUCUGAGUCUGUGCCUGCGACGCCAGCCCUGCCAAACACCCAGAAGAACCCCUACACUUCCACACCUCACAAAUCAGCCUCAAAGAGCCUUGGGAAAACAGGAAAAGCACUGGAGGCACAGGAAGCUCUCAAGAAAAAGCAGGAGGCAUUAAAACUCCAACAAGACAUGACGAAGAAGAAGCAAGAGAUGUUAAAGGCGCAGAUUGAGUGUCAGAAAGUUCUGAUAAACCGUCUGGAGAAGAACCGGGGUAUGAAGCGCGAUGAGAGGGACAACAUCAUGAAAACCUUAAAGGAGCUAACAGAGAAGAUUACCCAGCUCCAGAACGAAAUGAACCCCGCCUCUCAGGUCACGGGCGGAAAAAACAACAACAACCAGGCCAAGACAAAGACUGAUGCCCAGAAAGAAUUGCUGGAUGCUGAGUUGGACUUUCACAAAAAGAUGAGUUCAGGAGAGGACACUACAGACCUCAAGCGAAAACUGGGGCAGCUGCAAGUUGAGGCCACCCGUCUGGGUCUGAUCCGGCCCCCUGCGGGUCGGGGCCGGGGCCGGGGGAAACUGGCCCAGGACCCCGGCGCCAUGCACAUGGGGCGCGGCAGGAGCCGGAGCCGGGACGGCGCCCCCCGCGGCGGAGUGGUCAACCGCAUGGUGGUGGACCACAGGCCCAGAGCCCUCGCCAUUUUGGGAGUCACGCAGGAGGAGAAGGAAGAGCUAAUGCCCCACUUUGUGAAAUUCGGUGAGAUAGAAGACCUCCGUGACCAAGACGCCAACAGUGUCAUUAUGACUUUUAAGACACGAAGUGAAGCAGAGAAUGCAGCCAAUCAGGGAGCUAAAUUCAAAGGUCGUGUUCUGCAAAUUUCCUGGUACAAACCCAAGACGCCCUCUGUUGCCACAGAACCAGAGGAGGAAGAGGCCAAAGAAGAAGACAAUAGGAAGGAAGCAAGUUCUUAUUUACCAGGAGAGGAGGAGGGAGGAGAGGAGGAAGAGGAGGAGGACGACGAUGAAGACGACGAGUACGAGAGUCGGUCUUGGAGGCGAUGA
This is a messenger RNA of Menidia menidia (Atlantic silverside), 3301 nucleotides long. NCBI's taxonomy places the organism in Eukaryota, Metazoa, Chordata, Actinopteri, Atheriniformes, Atherinopsidae. The record is from the annotation of a GenBank genome assembly.